Prionailurus viverrinus (fishing cat) is the source of this 3702-nucleotide messenger RNA. RefSeq names its product zinc finger protein 630 (gene ZNF630). The record is from RefSeq and is a predicted model, not a curated record. Gene Ontology annotation, biological process: regulation of transcription by RNA polymerase II. Lineage: Eukaryota; Metazoa; Chordata; Mammalia; Carnivora; Felidae. Gene Ontology annotation, molecular function: RNA polymerase II cis-regulatory region sequence-specific DNA binding; DNA-binding transcription factor activity, RNA polymerase II-specific. The transcript is spliced from 5 exons. Bases 1460 to 3424 code for a protein of 654 amino acids.
CUUCCUGGACUCCAAAACGCGUAUCUCUUCUGGCUGGAAUGGGAGCCUCAAGAGGCAGUGUGAGGCCCUGGCCGUUUUCCUGGCCGGCGACGUUGUUCCUGGCACAGACCGAAUGACGCCAUUUUUGUUACUGGUAGAGGUCGGCUUGGAGGCUGUUUCUGGGCAUGCGAAAGAUAAGCUAAAGCGUCAACCAGACCCACCAAGGAGGGCUGGAGGGGAAAGGGAAUUUCGGGGGAUGUUGAGCCCAUUUGUGCAAGCAGGGAGCCAAGUUCGUCUUGAGAAGGAGCUUUGGGGUCCUGAGAGCAGAGCCAGGGUGAGGGGCCCCGCCCCGUUAAGUGAUGCGGGUUUGUGUGGUCAGUGAUGGGGACAUGUGGAAGGACUAAUGAGGGGGUCCUUUGGACUGAAUGAUGUGGAAAACAGUGAUAGGGAGGGGAGUCUGUAAGACUGUGUGGGAUAUUCGAUGAGGGGUUUAUGGAAGCGAUAGGGGAGUCUGUGCAGUGAGCAAAAGUGUCUGUAGGGUGAAUGGUAGGGUUUCAAGGGAGUGAGUGAAAGGGGUUUGUGGGAUGAGUGAUGGAGAGUCUGUUGGGUGAAUGAUGGGGGAUCUGGGGUGAGCAAUGGGGUGGUCUUUAGGGUGAAUGAUGAGGGUCCAUGGAGACAGGAAUUAGAAUGUGUAGGGUCAAUGUUGAGAUUCUGUGAGGUCCAUGAUGGGUGGCUCUUUGAGAUGGAUAGUACAUCCAAGAAUAAACAAAAAUUCCUGCCCUUGUGGUAUCAACAUUCCAAUGGGGGAGUCAUACAUUGGGCCUUUAAUUUGUAUUUCCCUGAUGACUGCUUUUUCAUAUAUUUUUGAUAUCUUAGAUCCUCUUUUGUAAGGCACCUGUUCAGAUCUUUUGCUCCUUUUUCUAUUGAAUGUCUGCCUUUACCUUAUUGAUUUGUGGAACUUGUUUUUAUAUAUUCUGAUACUACUCCUUUAUCAGUGAUACGUGUUUUGCAAAUAUUUCAUUGAUUUUUGGCUUCUCUCUUCCGUGUUGUGGCUUUGAAUGUUAAGGUUUUAAGUUAACUUUGAGCUGUAAAGCACAAUGUAAAUUUAGAGUUUUGUUAUUCUCAAGUUAACAACCAGACAAUGCCCUCUGUAAUUUAGGAGGAGAAUUAAUUUCUAGGGCAUUCAGAAGCCGAGUCGCAUCUCUGAAAACUUUGGUGCCAUGACAGCUAAGGAGGAGUUCUCUGCUUUUUGUUUUCCCACCACUUCACCCUCUAGUCACUGGCUGUGUGAUCAUGAAUAAGUCACUAAACCUCUUUAGGCCUCAGUUUCUUCACUGUGAAAUGAGGAUAAUAGCAGGGUCUAUCCUUUGACGCUUGGGAUGAUAUUUAACCACUGAAGAGUGAUUAAUACAGCCUGGUCUCUGAAGACUCUUCUGUACCCCCACCCCACCCCCAAUUGGUUUCCAAAGAGAAACAGAAAAUGAUGGAGUCCCAGGAACUAGUGACCUAUGAAGAUGUGGCUGUAGACUUCACCCAGGAGGAGUGGCAGCAUCUGGACCCUGCUCAGAAGAUCCUACACAGAGAUGUGAUGCUGGAGAUCUACAGCCAUCUGGUCUCUGUGGGGUGUUCAGGUAUAAGUCCAGGUAUAAUCUUCAAGUUGGAACAUGAAGAGGACCCAUGGAUCAUGAAGAGUGAGUUGUCAAGGUGGAUCCACUCAGACAGGGAGAAAAGCCUUGACUCUUCCCAGCACAUCAUUUCUGAAGAACUUUCAUUUCAAAAAGAGAUAUUGGAAAAAGCCCCAAAGGAUAAUUCAUUGUACUACCUUUUAAAAGUUUGGCGUAUUGAUGGUCAGACACAUAAAUAUCAGGGAAACCAAGACAGAGUUUUGAAGCAAGUCACAGUCAUUAACCAUGAAACAUUGACCAAGGAGAAAGGCACCAAAUAUAACACACUUGGAAACAGUUUUGGUGGGUGCAUAAACCUUGAUCCUUCAAGUAAAAAACUCCAUAAUUUUUAUUUAUGUGAAAAGAACUUGGAAUCUAAUUUAGACUCACUGAUAUGUAAUAGGAGCCAUACAAGAAAGAACCCCAUUGAGAGAUUUGGAUGCAGGAGCCCACCUAGCUUUAGUGAUUCCUGUUCUGUACCUGAGAAAAUUUACACUGGCAUGAAACCUUGUGGACAUGGUCAAUGUGAAAAAUUUCUCAGUCAUAAACAAGUCCAUAUUCAGUAUAAAAAAGGUCAAGCUGGUAAGAAACCCAAUGUUUGUGGUGAGUGUGGGAAAGGCUUUAUUAAGAAGUCACAACUUAUUAUACAUCAAAGAAUUCAUACUGGAGAAAAACCGUAUGUAUGUGGAGAUUGUGGAAAAGCCUUCAGUGAGAAAUCACACCUCAUUGUGCAUCAGAGGAUUCACACUGGGGAGAAGCCCUAUGAGUGUAGUAAGUGUGGGAGGGCCUUCUCCCAGAAGUCACCCUUCAUUGUUCAUCAAAGAGUCCACACUGGAGAGAAACCCUAUGAAUGUUCUGAGUGUCAAAAAGCCUUCUCUCAGAAGUCACAUCUCAUUAUACAUCAGCGAGUUCACACUAGAGAGAAGCCCUUUGAAUGUAGUGAAUGUGGGAAAGCCUUCUGUGAGAAGUCUCACCUUUUUAUACACCAGAUAACUCAUACUGGGGAGAGACCCUAUGAAUGUACUGAAUGUGGGAAGACCUUCCCUCGGAAAACACAACUCAUCAUCCAUUAUAGAACACAUACUGGAGAGAAACCCUAUAAGUGUAGUGAAUGUGGAAAAACCUUUUGCCAGCAGUCCCACCUCAUAGGGCAUCAAAGAAUUCAUACAGGAGAGAAACCUUAUGUGUGUAAUGACUGUGGAAAAGCCUUUUCCCAAAAGUCCCACCUUACUGGACAUCAAAGGCUUCACACUGGAGAGAAACCUUAUAUAUGUACAGAGUGUGGAAGAGCCUUCUCUCAGAAAUCACCUCUUAUUAUACACCAGAGAAUUCAUACAGGGGAGAAACCCUAUGAGUGUAGUGACUGUGGCAAAACCUUCUCCCAGAAAUCACCCCUCAUUAUUCAUCAGAGAAUUCAUACAGGGGAGAAACCCUAUGAGUGUACUGAGUGUGGAAGGGCAUUUUCCCUGAAGUCACAUCUCAUUAUACAUCAGAGAGCUCAUGCUGGAGAGAAACCAUAUGAACGUAAUGAAUCUGGAAAGGCCUUAUGUGAGACAUCUCCACUAGCUGUACAUCAAAGAACUCAUACUAGGGAGAAACCCACUGAAUCUGCUGAAUAUGGUAUGGCCUUUUCCCGAAAUUCACAGAUGAUCACAUAUCAGAGAACACACACAGCAGAGAAACCCUCCAACUGCAGUGACUGUGGGAAGGUGUUCUGCCAGCACAUACACUUCACUGGACAUCAGAACCAACAUAGGAGAGAAACCUCAUAUAAGUACUGAUUGUGGGAAGGUCUUCCCAGAAGUCAGAUCUCACUAUGGAUGAAAAAACUCACACUGAACAGAAAUCCUCUGGGUACAUUGGACAUGAAAAAAAAUGUGGCACCUCCUUUACUGUGGAAUAGAUUCAUACAUUCCUACAUAUUUCUGAUUACUCCUCCACAGGAUGAUCUGGUCAGGCUCUCAGAAUAUUUUCAACACUGUAAAUAUGUAAUGCACUUGCUCACCUUCAAAGUAUUCCCCCCCCUCACAGAAUAAAUACAUCUGGAAUAAUUGGCAUA